Messenger RNA from Closterium sp. Yama58-4, 858 nucleotides. Lineage: Eukaryota; Viridiplantae; Streptophyta; Zygnematophyceae; Desmidiales; Closteriaceae. The record is from the annotation of a GenBank genome assembly.
AUGGCAAAGAGAGUUGUCGACCUCGUUUCCCACUCCCGUCGCCCUCGCUUCCCCCUCCCGUCGCCCUCGCUUACCUGUCCCGUCGCCCUCGCUUACCUGUCCCGUCGCCCUCGCUUCCCCCACCCAUCGCCCUCGCAUCCCCCUCCCGUCGCCCUCGCAUCCCCCUCCCGUCGCCCUCUCUUCCCCCUCCCGUCGCCCUCUCUUCCCCCUCCCGUCGCCCUCGUUUCCCCCUACCAUCGCGUUCGCUUCCCCCUCCCGUCGCCCUCGCUUCCCCUUCCGUCGCCCUCGCUUUCCCCCCCGUCGCCCUUCCAUCCCCCUCCCAUCCCCCUCGCGUCCCCCUCCCCUUGCGCUCCCAUCCCCCUCCCAUCGCGCUCUUAUCUCCCUCCCCUUGCGCUCCCAUCCCCUUCCCAUCUCCCUCCCAUCCCCCUCCCAUCCCCCUCCCAUCCCCCUUCCGUCCCCCUCCCGUCCCCAUCCCAUCGCCCUCGCUUCCCCUUCCUGUCGCCCUCGCUUCCCCCUCCCGUCGCCCUCGCUUCCCCCUCCCAUCCCCCUCGCUUCCCCCUCCCAUCCCCCUCGCUUCCCCCUCCCAUCGCCCUGCUGAUUCCUCCCCCCGCCCCACUCUGCUUCCCCUGCUCAUUCUCCUCCCCCCGCCCCACUCUGCUUCCCCUGCUCAUUCUCCUCCCCCGCCCUACUCCGUUUCACCUGCUCAUUCUCUUCCCCUUUGCUCACUCCGUUUCACCUGCUCAUUCUCUUCCCCCUAUUCGCUUUCGUUCUCUGUUUCCCUUUCACUCACCCCCAUUUCCAACCCCGCAGAAUACAAGUCCCAGCACCAUGGCCCAGCGUUUAUUGCAAGCAGUGUAG